Messenger RNA from Coregonus sp. 'balchen', 2507 nucleotides. The record is from the annotation of a GenBank genome assembly. Lineage: Eukaryota; Metazoa; Chordata; Actinopteri; Salmoniformes; Salmonidae.
CUUCUCUUACCAUUAUUCUCAUCAGACCACACACCAUGUGCCUUCUGUCUUAUUGCACCAGCGAGAGUCUCAGAUCCCCGCUCAUAUUUACAUGGGUCUUAGAGCAACUGGUCUCACAUCCACUCUGUCGUCUGGCCAAACAUGAAGUCCUCUCUGGUGUUCACGUUGAUGAUCACUGGACUUGUCUCCAUCCUCCCUCAGGUAAGGACUACUGUCCUGCUCAGCCCAGAAUAUAUGUUGUCUAUAUGACAUGUAGGAACAAUAGAGCAACAGCAGAAUCUUUGAAAAAUAAAUGUCAAUAAUGUUCUGCAGGUGUGUACUUUAAUAUUGUUUGCUCUCUCAUUUCUCCCACUUCACAGGCCCAGUCUUCGCCCAGUGAUUGUGUGUGUAACCUGAAGAACUCUGAGCACCCCUUCCCUCAUGACAAGCUGCAGACUGUAGAGAACAGUGCCUCAAAGUGCACUAAAAACAUCACUCCACAGCAGGUAAGAGACAGGCUUCUGAAAUCCUAUUUCUAAAUUCCCACUUUCUCUAAAACAAUUACUACAAAUAAAUAGUGAAUAAAAUAAGAUGAAGAAGAAGCAGAUAUUCCACAUCAUUUCAUUGUGUAUAAAAGUAAAGAAAGUAAUAGUGUACUCUUAGAAAAAAAGGUUCCAAAAAGGUUAUUCGGCUGUCCCUAUAGGAGAACCCUUUUUGGUUUCAGGUAAAAUCAUUUUUGGUUCCAGGUAUAAGCAUUUUGGGUUCCAUGCUGUGGAAAGGGUUCUACAUGGAACCCAAAACAGUUCUACUUGGAACCAAAAGGGUUCUAUCUGGAACUAACAAGGGUUCUUCAAAGGCAAUGGCGACAGCCGAAGAACCCUUUUAUUAUUAUUAUUUUUUUUUUUUGAAAAAAACCUUUUAGGUUCUAGAUAGUACAAUUUUUUCAAAGAGUGUAUCUCCUGUUCACCUUUAGACUAUGGAGGUGGAGGGUCUGUUGCUGGGUCUGAAGAGGCGUCUACCUCAGCUGGAGGCUGAUGUGUCAGUGCUGGAGCAGGAGGACGAUGGGGGUCUGUACGGGACAGUGUCUCUUCAGGUCAUAGAGAAUGAACUGUCUGAGAUCCAGCAGCUCAUCGCCAAACUCAACAGUACCACUCACAGCCACCAACGCCUCAACGCAGACACUGCUGAACAGGUAAGGAGCUUCACUGGAGAUCAAACUCUAUUUUACUCAAGAAGUUGCCUAAAAUACUUUACCUUAGCAAUGGGCAUGCCAUUAUAGUUACAUUAUAUAUGAACAUGUAUGACUACCAUAUAUAGUAUGAGUUUAGAGGCGUUGUAGAGAAGCGUGGAUCCUCAGUUUGACUAUGUGUAUUGAGGAUUGGUCAGAUGCUCUUCUUCCCAGCUGCAGGAGCUUAAAGAAGAGAUGGGGAAGCUGGAGAAAUUUGACAACAUGCAGGUGGUCAGGGGAAAGGAGGUUAACAAACGUCUGAGGAGGGACCUAGACCAGUGCAAGAACGGCAACCAUCCUACUGCCCCACCCCCUGAACCUGCACCUGGUUCGUCUCCUCAUGCAUUCUCCCACAGCAAUGCCUGUAUUGAAAUUUUUGACACUGUCAUCAUGUUCAUUCUGUGUCUCAUGUAGGAAACUGUCCCCUGGGCCGCCUCCGGAGCGUGACUGGUCCCAACACAUAUACAGUUACUGAAUAUGCCGCCGCAUAUCCUUAUGGCUCCUGGGGUCGCGACCCCAAACCUGCUGCAGGGAAGGAGAGCUGGUUUUGGAUAGUGCCUUUGACUUCAAGCAAUGUGUUCUCUAACUUUGUGAGACUUUAUAGCAGCCUGAGCUCUCUGGUUGUGGGGGUCAGUGUUCCAGGAAGUGUGGUGAUUCACUCCUCCAACCCCACCACCAACACCAUCCAGGGGCCUAACGUUGUCAUGUACGGGGACGCCCUCUACUACAACUGCUACAACAAGGACGCUGUCUGCCGUUUCAACAUCACCGCCAAAACGGUCACCCCCAUGGUUCUGCCCAAAGGUACUGGGUUCAACAGCAAGUUCAACUUCUGCCAUCUGGAUGCUUGCUACGGUUACACUGACAUGGACCUGGCUACUGAUGAGUCUGGUGUCUGGGUGAUCUACAGCACCCCUGAUAACUUUGGUAACCUGGUCCUCGCUGAGGUGAUCCCUGGCAGUCCUCCCACACUAGGCCGGACCUGGACCACUUCAGCUCACAAGCGUGCUGUGACCAACACCUUUAUGGCAUGCGGUGUGCUCUACGCCACGCGGUACCUGAAUAAGGAAGCUGAGGAGAUCUUCUACUCCUUUGAUACUGUGAGCGGCCGGGAGCGAUAUGACAUCGGUAUAGAGAUCAAGAAAAUGUCCAUCAACAUCCAGUCCCUCAACUACAGCCCCGUUGACCACAUGCUGUAUGCCUACAGUGAUUCGAUGGUUGUUUCCUACAAGGUUCAUUUUGGGUAAACUAUAUACAUCAACAUUUGAGUCUCAUCUAAAUAAAAAGUGUUUAUUGCUCA